Molecule: messenger RNA, 1764 nt
Organism: Neolamprologus brichardi
Lineage: Eukaryota; Metazoa; Chordata; Actinopteri; Cichliformes; Cichlidae
Source: RefSeq, a predicted model, not a curated record
AUGGGGAAAGGCCCUACUCCCACUCGCUCCAUCGGGGCCCCCACCAAACAACCAGAACCGUCCCCUGAGAUGGCAGAGAGUUUUGGGAUUCCCAUAGUGGCCGGCCCCCACCGAGCCGUGGACAAGCUCGAGCACCUGCGACCGCAGCGACUGAGGCACCAACAGCUGCAGGAGAUCUUUGCCCUGACCGGGGGUCCGCCAUCUCCGAAGGAGCUUAGUGUUCAGUCAUGUUGUGUUUCAGGUCCAGGCCUGGCGUUCAUUGCAUACCCUCAGGCUGUAGCCAUGAUGCCCCUACCUCAACUGUGGUCCAUCUGUUUCUUUGUUAUGCUCAUUCUCUUGGGUCUGGAUACACAAUUUGUUACCAUGGAGGCGGUGAUGACGUCCUUCACUGAUAUGUUUCCCAAAGUGUUGCGCAGGACCGGCCGAAGGGAGAUUUUUCUCCUUCUCUUCUGCCUGAUAUGUUUCUUCUCUCAGGUUGUCAUGGUUUCUGAGGGAGGGGUGUUUGUGUUCCAGUUGUUUGACUACUAUGCUUGUAAUGGAGCCUGCAUCCUCUUUCUAUGUGUGUUUGAAACUCUGGCACUGGGUUGGAUAUUUGGGGUAGAUAAGUUAUAUGACAUAAUAAAGGACAUGACAGGAACACGAGCCAACUACUUCUUUAAACUCUGCUGGCUCUACCUCACACCACUGGUCUCACUGGGCUCUUUUAUAUGUUCUUUAAUUGAGUACCAGCCUCUGACCUUUAAUCGGUGGUACAUCUACCCAUCCUGGGCAUAUGUGCUGGGGUGGAUACUGGCCCUCUCCUCCAUCCUGCUUGUUCCAGGAUGGGCCCUGUAUAGGUUGGGCACUGGGACUGGGACCCUAAGUCAGCGUUUCCAGCAUCUGUGCCAGCCUAAUCUCGAAAAUUUAGAGACCCAAGAGAGGGAAACUGAGUUAUAGAUCAUCAGAGAACAGUAGCAGUAGUACACACACAACUGAUACAAAAUGUAAUCUGAUCCCAAAAACACCUACAAGUUGGAGCUGAAAAUAAUGUCACUUUCUCUGUUUUCCUUUACAUUCUUUCUCCUUUUUCCACUUUUGUACACAUUUUAGUUGUUGUUUUUAGACAGAGGAGCUCAAAGUGGAGAGUGGAGAAUUCAGAGAAAAACAAACAAUGUAGCAGCACACACACCUCAUACCAACUGUCAAGUGGUGGAGAGAUGAUGAUUCCUCUUCCUGGCACAUGCUGAUUCAUGCAAAAGGAGAGUGAUCUCAAGCACACCAGGAAAUCUCCAGCUGAAAGCUGAAAAAUAAAAGAAUCAAAGUGUUACAAUGGCCUGGACAAAGUCCUGAUAUCAACCCAACUGAAUUAAUGUAGCGAAAAUAUAAGACAGCUGCCCAUAAACAGAUGUCUGCAAAUGUCAAUGAACUGAGGCAAUGUUGUAAAGAAAAGUGGACCAAAAUUCCUCCACAAUAAUGUGAUCUGCCUUUGCAACUGAUGCCACAACUGCUGUUGGGCCAGUGGAGAAGAACACUUAUGUUUGUGUUACAGAUCUGAGUCAUUAAAAAUGAAAAUGCUAUUGCAUUUUGAUAUCAUAUUAAACAUCGCACUAAGUGGACAGAGAAUUAUUUCUGAUAUGUUUGUAUUGUUAAUUUUUACUUUGAGUGUCUGUAGAGAAAAGCGCAAACCUGGGAAUAUUCCACAAGUUAAUUUAACCUUAACAUCAACACAAUUGAUAAUUGUAUUUUGACAGACAUGUUAUGUAAUGGCACCUAUCAAGAGAAAUA